GCCGGGGCCGGGGCCGCUUUGAAGUGCGGGUCCGGGGAUAGCCCCCGCCUGAAGGCAGCCGGGCAUCGCCUCGCCUCUCCGCCGGCGGCGGGGGCAGGGGAGGCGGAGGAAGGGACGGGAAGGGCCGUCCUCGCCCACCCCGGCGGCGGAGAGCGGGCUGGGAGCGGAGGCGAGGGGCUGGGAGGAGGGAUAGCGCGAUCGCGGGGCGGCUUCCCGCGGCAGCGGGUGUGAGGGGAGCGCGGGGGCAGCGCGGAGGGGCGCGGGGAGCAUGGAGGAGCCACGCGGUGCGGGCUCGGCCCGGGCGGCCGGUAGCUGCUAAGGCAGCGGCCCGGGGGCGCUGAGGGCACGCCCGCCGCGGAGCGAGCCAUGCGGGUGGCGAGGUGGCUGGCGGGUUUGCUGUGCCCCAUCUCCCUGCUUGUCACCGAGUCGUGCGGACUCCGCUUCCACCCGGGACAAGAGACCUUUGUGAAGAAGCUCUCCUCCUAUGAAAUUAUCACACCUGUCCGAGUGAAUGAAUUCGGAGAAGUUUUCCCACACACACAUCACUUCAGCAGGAGGAAAAGGAGCUUGGAGGCACCAUUGGAACCCACUGCUUUCCGAACGCAUUACCAGCUCAGUGCAUACGGGCAGGUCUUCCAGCUCAACCUGAGUGCCGAUGCAGGCUUCAUUGCUGCUCAAUACACCGUGGUGCACGCAGGGGCCCCGCAGAAGCAGCCCUCCCCUGAUCUGCGCCACUGUUUCUACCGUGGGCACGUCAAUGCCCAGGAGACUCACAUGGCUGUCUUCAGCAUCUGUGGUGGCUUGAUGGGCGCCUUUAAAGCACAUGAUGGCGAAUAUUUUUUAGAACCUUUGAUGAAAGCGGAUGGAGGUGAAUAUGAAGAUGAGCAUAACAAACCACAUCUUAUAUACAGGCAUGAAGAACUUAAAAAGUAUCAGAAAUCCCAUAAACCUUGUGAAGUUUCAGAAAAAGAAUUGAAGAAGAGCACUUUACUACAUCCAACCUUGAGCAGUUUAAAUAAAGAGAGCAAUGUUUUACAGAAGUCUCUCAGUCUAAAGUAUGCUUUAAAUAACUUAUCUGUGGAAGAUGGUGGCAAUCCACAUUCCAGGAAAAAACGCUUUCUUUCCUAUCCAAGAUAUGUAGAAGUGAUGGUUACAGCUGACACCAAAAUGGUUCGUCACCACGGGCAGAACUUACAGCACUACGUAUUAACACUGAUGUCAAUAGUUGCAGCAAUCUAUAAAGAUUCAAGUAUUGGAAAUCUUAUAAAUAUAGUUAUUGUAAAAUUAAUUGUAAUUCACAAUGAACAGGAAGGACCAGCUAUCACUUUUAACGCAGCUACCACUCUUCGUAAUUUUUGCUUAUGGCAGCAAGCACAAAACACUUUGGAUGAUGCUCAUCCUUCUCAUCAUGAUACUGCUGUUCUUAUCACUAGGGAAGAUAUCUGCAGAGCUAGAGAGAAGUGUGAUACACUUGGUUUAGCAGAGCUAGGUACAAUGUGUGACCCACUACGCAGCUGUUCUAUAAGCGAAGAAAAUGGAUUGAGUGCUGCGUUUACUAUAGCCCAUGAGCUUGGACAUGUAUUUAAUGUGCCUCAUGAUGACAGUUUUAAAUGUAAAGAAGCUGGAAUGAAACAUCAGUAUCAUGUGAUGGCUCCAACUUUAAAUUAUCACACAAGUCCAUGGACCUGGUCAAAAUGCAGCCAAAAAUAUAUCACUGAAUUUCUUGAUACUGGUUAUGGUGAAUGUCUCCUAGACAAACCUAGUGGAAGAAUAUAUGAUCUCUCCUCUCAGCUGCCUGGGUCGAUGUAUGAUGUGAACAAGCAAUGUGAACUUAUGUUUGGUCUUGGGUCACAAGUGUGCCCGUACCUGAAACAGUGCAAACGCUUAUGGUGCACAAGCACAGAAGGUGUUCACAAGGGUUGCCGUACUCAGCACAUGCCUUUGGCGGAUGGAACAGUUUGUGGUGUGGGAAUGCACUGCCGCCAUGGAGUUUGUGUGAGCAGAGAAAUGGAGACGCAUCCUGUAGAUGGAGAAUGGGGACCAUGGGGACCGUAUAGUUCAUGUUCAAGAACUUGUGGAGGUGGAAUCAAGAGCACCACCAGGCUGUGUAAUAGACCAGAACCAAGAAACGGAGGAAAGUACUGUGUUGGCCGUAGGAUGAAAUUUCGAUCAUGUAAUACUGAUAAUUGUCCAAAAGGCAAAAAAGAUUUCCGAGAGCAACAGUGCUCUGAAUUUGAUGGCAAACACUUUAAUAUCAACGGUCUUACAUCUGCUGUUCGCUGGCUUCCAAAAUACAGUGGUAUUUCUAUGAAAGAUCGCUGUAAACUUUUUUGCCGAGUUUCUGGAACAACUUCCUACUAUCAGCUGAAGGACAGAGUUGCUGAUGGUACUCCCUGUGGAGCAGAAACCAAUGACCUUUGUGUUCAAGGCUUAUGCAGGCAAGCAGGCUGUGAUCACGUGUUGAAUUCCAAGGCAAGGAGAGACAAAUGUGGAAUCUGUGGUGGUGAUAAUUCUUCAUGUAAGACUCUUGCAGGUACUUUCAACAGUGCUCAUUAUGGUUACAAUAUUGUGGUAAAUAUUCCCAAAGGAGCAACAAACAUUGAUAUUCGGCAGUACAGCUACUCAGGGAAGCCAGAAGAUGACAACUACCUUGCUUUAUCUGAUAUUCAUGGAAAUUUUAUCUUGAAUGGAAAUUUUGUUGUAAGCAUGUCAAAAAGAGAAAUCAAUAUACAAGGAGCCAUUUUUGAGUACAGUGGUUCAAACAAUACGAUAGAACGAAUUAACAGCACUGAUAGAGUUGAAGAAGAGCUAACCUUACAGGUUUUGUGUGUAGGGAAUUUAUACAACCCUGAUGUGCGCUACUCAUUCAAUAUCCCAAUAGAAGACAGAAGUGAUGCGUUUGCAUGGGAUCCUUAUGGACCCUGGCAAGACUGCAGCAGGAUGUGCCAAGGUAUUCGAAGAAGAAGAAUGACAUGCAUACGUAAAAGUGAUCAUGUGGUAGUGUCUGAUCAAAGAUGUGAACUUAUACCCACUGUACCAGAUGUCUUUGAGGAGUGUAAUACGGAGUGUGAAUUAAGGUGGCACAGUGUUGGCAAAAGUGACUGCACAUCGAAGUGUGGCCCAGGGUAUCGGUCUGUAGAGAUCCACUGCAUGAAGUACUCGGUUUCAAAAGGACUCAUUGCUCCAGUGGAUGAUAAGUACUGUGCUGAUCAGCAGAAACCACCAACCAGAGAGCCCUGCCAUGGUGACUGUAUGUUAACAAGUUGGCACUACACAGAAUGGUCAGAGUGUUCCAGGAGCUGCGAAAGAGGUGUCAGAACUAGAGAGGCUUUUUGUAUGAACAAUUUGGGUCGUCAUCUUCCUGACAGAGAAUGCCGGGAGCUUCCCAGAGUUGUAACACAGAGUUGCAAUGAAUUCUUAUGUCCAAGCUGGUCUGCUAGUGAGUGGAGUGAGUGUCCCGUGACAUGUGGAAAAGGAAUGAAGCAUCGUCAAGUAUGGUGCCAACUUAAUGAUGAACGACUGAGAGACGAUUUCUGUAAUCCAAAUGAGAGACCAGAAUCAGUAACAGCGUGUGAACUUCAUGAAUGUGCAUCUUGGCAAGUAGGGCCUUGGGGAUCAUGUAGUGUGACGUGUGGACGCGGAUACCAGAUGCGUGCAGUCAAAUGUGUUACUGGGACUUACAGAGUUAUUUUGGAUGAUGACAGGGAAUGUAAUGCUGCUACUCGUCCUAGAGAUAACCAAGAAUGUGAAUUGCCCUCUUGUCCAGAAAAUACAAAUUUAUGGACUACAGCAUUUCCUCUGGUUCCCGUAGGGAAGGUGACCCAAUGGAGAUAUGGAUCAUGGACCCCAUGUUCUGCAUCCUGUGGGAAAGGUGAUCGUGCUCGCUAUGUGAGUUGUAGAGAUGCUCAUGGAGGAAUAGCAGAUGAAUCUCUCUGUGCUCAUUUACCACGACCAGCUGAAAUUUCAAGCUGCUUCAGCCCAUGUGGAGAGUGGCAAGUUGGAAAUUGGUCCCCUUGCACAGUUACGUGUGAUAGUGGAAUAGUAACAAGACAAGUUAUCUGUGUCAACCGUCAUCGAGAAAUCAACGAGAAUUACUGUGAUCCUGAAGGCCGACCUUCCAAAGAACAAGAAUGUAACAUGCCACCAUGUCCACCAGUUUAUCAUCAUAUUCCGAAAAUACAUGACCAUCCAAGCUAUUUUCCAGAAAUGGGUUAUCUUCCAAUACACCAUCCACAAGACAACAUAAACCAGUGGAACCGUCCCUCUGGGGGAGGAUAUCAAUGGAGAACUGGACCCUGGGGAGCAUGCUCUAGUACUUGUGCAGGUGGAUUUCACCGUCGAGUUGUAGUAUGUCAAGAUGAAGAAGGAAGAAGUGCCAGUUAUUGUGAUGAGGCAACAAAACCCCCAGAGUCAAGACACUGUGAUUCUGGACCCUGCCCACAAUGGAACUAUGGGAACUGGGGAGAAUGUACUCAAACCUGUGGAGAUGGAAUAAAGACAAGACUCGUGAUUUGUCAGCUUCCUACUGGCCAAAUGUUGGGUGAUCAAAACUGUGAAAUUCUAGACAAGCCGCCUAAUAUGGCACAAUGUAAUGUGCAUUCUUGCCCUGGUGAUGUUUCAUGGCAUCGGGGACCAUGGAAAUCGUGUUCUGUUUCCUGUGGAAAAGGUUUGAAGUUUCGUGAUGUACAUUGUUUUAAUAGCUUCCAAGCUAAAAUAGAGGAAGGAAACUGCAGACAUUUGAAAAAACCACGGACAUACAAAAUAUGUAGAGCUGGAAGAUGUCCUGCUUGGAAGGCCAGCAGAUGGAAAGAGUGUUCUGUAACCUGUGGAGUGGGGAUUCAGCAAAGGGACGUCUACUGUCAGCUGAAGGGCCUGGGCCAAGUGAGUGAAGCGAUGUGUCCCCAUGGUGCCCAGCCUGCUGGCAAGAGGCACUGCUGGCUGCCUGCCUGCAUGCAGUACCGGUGGCUGGCAGAUGAGUGGGAAGACUGCUCAACAACAUAUAGAAGAGGAAAGGAAAUAUAUCGAAAAGUGAAGUGUGUAGGUGAAAACCAGCUCCAAGUGGAUGAAAGCUUCUGUGAUCCUGCCACAAAGCCUACAUCAACCAAAAACUGCGGGAUAGCUCCCUCUAAAUAUGUGGUGCUCACAGGAGAACUGUCACAGUGCUCAACCAGCUGUGGGUUUGGUUACCAGCAGAGGAUCACGUACUGUGUUGGAAUCCAUUCUAUUCAAGAUCUGCAUGCCCAUGGCCUUCAAACUGUAGCGUACCGAGAAUGCCCAGUAGAGCCAUCCCCAUACAUUUAUAAAUGCAAUGUCAAAGAAUGUUCACAAGCAGCUACCUGGAGAGUGGGGAAGUGGACCAAGUGCUCAGUGUCUUGUGGAGUCGGGGUAAAGGAGAGAGCUGUAGAAUGUAUGACUGAAAACGGCUUAUCCAGUGACUUGUGCCUUCCACGUUUAAAACCAGACGCCAGAAAGAUCUGCCGUGAGGAAGAAUGUGAAAUUCUUACCACCUGCAGAGAUAUCCAGAUUAAAAAGGGGAUUAGAAAUGAUGGUGAAUACCUACUAAACGUUAAGGGAAGGAUGAUAAAGAUUUAUUGUUCAGGCAUGCACUUAGAGAAUCCCAAAGAAUAUCUGACUUUGGUAAAAGGUGAAGCAGACAACUUUUCUGAAGUGUAUGGAUUCAGGCUGCAGAAUCCAUAUGAAUGUCCUUUCAAUGGAAGCAGAAGGCAAGACUGUGCCUGUCAAAAUGAUUACCUCGCAGCUGGCUUCACGGUUUUUAGCAAAAUAAGAUUUGAUGUAGUCUCCAUGCAAAUCAAAACCACAGAUUUUCUUUUUGCUCAGACAAUACUUGGGAGACCAGUUCCUUUUGCUACAGCUGGAGAUUGCUACAGUGCUGCCAGAUGUCCACAGGGACAGUUCAGCAUUAAUUUGGCUGGUACAGGUCUGAGAUUAUCCAGUACAGUUAGGUGGAUUACUCAGGGCAACUAUGCAACUGCUGACAUACACAAAUCCCACGAUGGUACUAAAAUAUAUGGAAGAUGUGGAGGAUUUUGUGGAAAAUGUAUUCCUAACACAAUUGUUGGUCUCCAACUUCAAAUACAGUGAGAACUCUGAUGUGGUAAGAACAUCAAAGCAGGGACAUCUGCCUUUUAGGUGCAAAUUGUAGGUGCUGUGAAUACAUAUAUAUAUAUAUAUAUAUUAAUUCUUUCAUCUCUGUAAUGUUCAUUACUGUACUGCUCACUACUAAGAAUUCCUGUUUUCUUCAGUGUUUGUUCAGGGAUGUAUUAUCUAUUUGUGGGCUUGUAAGUGCCUAAAUCACAAUCAUAAACCUUCAGGUUUUAAUGGAGAGGCAUUUAUUCAAUGUACAGUAUGUAUUAGCAAGUAACUUGCACUGAGGUUUCUACUAUGGGUAACAGCCUAAAUUGUCUCAUGAUUGUAACACUUUACCUGCAACUGAUUAGUGCAAUUCUUUACUCAGAAUUCAGUAAAAUGGUACUCUACUGAUGUUUUUGAUCAACUGUAGUAAACUAUAAAAAGGAGUCAUUCCUAUAUAGAGAAGACAGGUAAUAUAUGAAAAUGCUUCUAAUUUUCUGAAACCUCUUAGGAAUUAUCUGACAAUAAUUUGCAGAAGAAGAGUGUAUAACCAACACACUUCAGAUAGUUUCUAUAGAGCUGCGUGUCUCUGUCAGUAAAAACAUUUUUCCCCAUCCCUUUCAUUAUAUUCUUUGUGGUGCUCAAAUACUAGCAGUAAUCCUGUGAAGUGUGGUUUAACCCCUGUAGUCUCUAUAGUACAUUAAACAUCUAGGCUUAGCUUUGUCGUGGUUACAGGAAAAGAAAAUAAGGAAACUAUUUGCUUGGAAAUCUGAUUUUUAAAUCCCUGAUUCUCAUCCAAGUACACUGUAAAAGCAGUGUAUUUUGUUUACUGUAGCAUCUUGUAUGUGAUUGUAUGAAUAUGUAUUUACUUAAACACUUUCCAUAUACACCUUACUCCUUAUAUUGGCCAAUGGCAUAUUAGUAAAGGUUGUAGUGUUUGUCCCGCUUAUAUUCCAAUUCAGCCUAAUUUUCAGUAACCUUAGGGAAAACUCUGGGCAGAGGCAGCAUCAAGCCCUACAGCGUGUUUGGUGUCCAUCUUUGAUUCAAUUGAAUUUUUCAGUGGUUGUAAAUACAUCUUCUAGUUAAAAUUAUUUAUUCAAGAGAAGUAAAUGUAUGGAAGAGUUACAAGGUUUAAAAAACAAUCUAGCUCUUUGAUUUGUUGUUUUGUUCUGUAGAGAUAUAUGCAUAUAAAGAGCAUGCAUUUCAGGGCCAACUCUCAGGUAUUCAGAAUGAAUUUUUCUGCAUGCACAAUAGCAUACGUUACAUACCAGAUAGCUAUACAUACUUUUUGUGACAAUGUGUGUUCUGUAAACCAAAUAUCUGUUUUGCAUGCCACUGAAAUUGGUAGAUCAAAUGGCAGCUACAUCACAUUAUUACCCACAAAGAGUUAUCCAUGAAUUAGCAAUAUGUAUUAAUUAAAAACAAUACUGUACCACAGAAGUGUAAGCAGCUACUUUUUAGGUAACACAUGUAGGUAAUCAUUUUGUGAUCUCUGCAUCAGAAAUGUAUUUUUGCACUAUGUGCCUUAUAUUAGUUGUAAACAUUAAUAAGAAUACAAAGCAUUAUUUUCCUAGAAAUGUUUACAUUUAUAAUUAAAAUCGUGUAAUUUAUAAAAUAUUUAUAUAAUAAAUAUGCUUGUUUGAAUGGUAUCAGAGUAUGUACUUUUUUUUUUUUAAAUCAAAUGCUUAGUACAAAACAUUACCAAAAAAAAAUUAGAGUAUGCACAGUAUAACUACAUUGUUAAUAGCUCUUCACAGUAAUAUACAUAGACUUAUACUGGAAUAACUGCUGCACAAGGAGGUUAUAGCCAUACAGAUAUCACCCAUGGAAGCAAAUCCUGCUUCGGAGGUACAAACUCCAUGUCUGCAUCCUCCUUCCAGUCAUUCUCCCAUGUUCACCUCUACCUUUCUUGGCAGGUUGCCCUGUAAAUUGUUCACUGAAAUAACGUAGAAAUCUGAAAUAAUCUUCCUUCUCUCUGUGCUAAACACUGAUCAAUUCAUUUAGACCGUGGUCCCUUGACACCCGCUUUGGCAGAAGGAGAACUGCGGUCUGUCUCCAUACCCAGGAGAACCAUUUUUUUGUCAGCCCUGAAACUCCACUUAAGGGCGAGGAAGUGCUCUCAGCUCUGCUGCCACAAAAUCACUCUGUAAAUCCGCUACCAAUGUGAUUCUUAACCCAAUAUUCAACACAGUAUGUUUUUGUUGGGUAAUAGUAGUGAUUUUUGAGUAAAAAUGUAUAUUUUCUAUAAUUAGAGUAAAUCCUGUGGCCCAAAGUCAACUUCUGCAUGAAACAGCACUGUAUUGAAUUGUAGUUUUUUACAUCUUUUCUUUCUUUUAUCCUUUGGAGUUUCAGCUCCGGUGUAGUGAGAAAGUACUUGUUUGUUCUGGCAUCUUGUGAUUUCCUUGUGUUAGGAUUUUGAUUUUUUUGAGAAAAAUGGCUUAAUCAAUUACCCUAUUUCAACUUACUAACUUUUCAUCGUGAGGGCAAUUUAAGGCAAACGUGAGCCUGAUAAUAAGCUCUAAUGAAUAUGGAAAUGUGAUGAUGCUGACGUAUUAGAAAGAUCAUGCAAUGAAGUGAGAAUCAUGGGUUGUACUUGCAGUAUGAUGUUUCCAUCUCCUUUAAUUGUCAUUGUUAUGGAUUUCUGUUGCACCGAGCAGCUGACACAUGUACCAGGGUAGCGGGCUGUUCCAUGAGAGUGCUGUGAGUUCCAGCUCGUGGGUCUGUGUGUGCCGAACUGCCCAUGACUGGUCAGUCACAUAGCUCUCCAGCUUUGGUUGAUGCUUAGGAAAUGAAGCACUCAACUGUCCCGUCACUAUUCUUUACAGAAGAAAAGAAUUAAGGAAUGGUAAUAGUUAAAGAUGAUUGUAUCAAUACUUUCCGUUAGAUGUUUUCUAGGACAUUUUCAAUCCCAUCAACAAUAGCAUCAAGUAUUAGGUGACACAACAGCACUUACUUGCUUAUAUAUAUGCAGCCCCCCACACACAUAGUAGUUAUCUGAACACUGAAUGCUAAAGAUUGACUAGAUGUAAAAAGCCUUAUUUCUUACAUUUAUCUAACCAAAUGUCACUCAAUGUGCUAUGAAAUGGUGUGCUGCCAUGUGUCAGUACCUGUGGCAUCCCUUGAUGAAGACAUUGUCUAGAUGUCUUUUACCUGUUUUUCCCCUAAUGUGACACCAGGGAGAUAGCAGAGGAGCUGGAAACCCUAGCUCUGGGUCCAUGAACAGGUUUCCAUCCCAGCUGAAUUCACCCUUGCUGGGUCUGUUGUGCAUCUCUGCCCACAGAGAGAAGCAGAAUAUUUGGUCCAGGACAUACAUAUAAGUGUUGUUCCAUCAGCCAAGGCCCCGUUCAUGGGGAGAGUUGUGACUGUGAUUUCAGCACAUGUAUAUGUCUAUGCAGGUUUUUGAAGGAUAGUCAGGUAUAUUUCUUACCUAACUGAAAGGCUAUAAUACCUGAGACAUACUUGAAAAGGUGAAAGGAAAGCAUUUGGGUUUUUCUUCCAAUCCUAUGACCUGGAAUAUGUUUAGCAUAAAUCCUUACUUUUGUUCACUAUUUGAAAUAAAAAUUACAUACAUCUACCGGGGGUUUAUGUCUUUGCAGUUUUAUUGUGGUAACACAUGAGAUACCUGAGAUCUUCAGUAUCUGAAUAAAAUAUUACUAUCUUGCAAGUGCUUUCUGUAUCUUGCAGGGCUUUCAAUAAGAUUAGUGAGGAGUGUGAGGGGUAGAUUUUUAUUGUUUCCAUAAAGAAACAGAUUUGUUAGAAUUGAUGUUCUGUGGCUAUCAAAACUGAACUUAAAUUAGACGUGCAAUGGAAAUGUGCUGUAAUAUUUUAAUCUUAAUUAAAAUAUAGAUAACAGGGAAAACUAUAUACAAAAAUUGCUUUGAAGCAUGGUAACUGAAUAUUUAAAUAGGGAAGGAAUAUUAAAAUGAGCAUCAAAUAUGAACAUUCUAGUUGAGAUUUCAUAGUAAUCCAUGUUGGCUUAAUUUGUAAAUGGAAUAAAUUUCCAACUGCCUUCCAAAGAAGCCCAUCGGAACCUUUUCCGAAAAUUAACUUUCAUGAUACAGUAGACUUCCAUAUUUCUACUUUGAACUAUGAAAUUGCCAAAGACUACACUUGACUGCCUUUAUACUUACUCAUAUGUUGAACAGUUACAUGGUAUCUCACUCAGUGCAGGUAAAAGUAGGACUGGAGGCCAGCAUAGCAGAACCUGUAUCACAGAAUUACAGAAUGUCAGGGAUUGGAAGGGACCUCAAAGGAUCAUCUAGUCCAAUCCCCCUGCUGGAGCAGGAACACCUAGAUGAGGUCACACAGGAACAUGUCCAGGUGGGUUUGAAUGUCUCCAGAGAAGGAGACUCCACAACGCCUCUGGGCAGCCUGUUCCAGUGCUCUGUCACCGUCACUGAGAAGUUUCUUCUCAUAUUUAAGUGGAACCUCCUAUGUUCCAAUUUUUACCCAUUACCCCUUGCCCUAUCAUUGGUUGUCACCAAGAAGAGCCUGGCUCCAUCCUUUUGACAUUCACCCUUAACAUAUUGAUAAACACUAAUUAGGUCACCCCUCAGUCUUCUCAACUCCAAACUAAAGAGACCCAGCUCCCUCAGCCUUUCCUUAUAAGGAAGAUGCUCCACUCCCUUAAUCAUCUUCAUUGCUCUGCACUGAACUCUCUCAAGCAGUUAAAUUUUUCCCUGCCAACUCUCCAGCCUGUCCAGGUCUCGCUGGAUAGCAGCACAGCCUUCUGGCAUGUCAGCCACUCCUCCCAGCUUGGUGUCACUGGCAAACUUGCUGACAGUGCACUCUAUUCCCUCAUCCAAGUCGUUGAUGAAGAUAUUGAAUAGUACUCAUUCCAGCACCGACCCUUGAGGGGCUCCACUAGAUACAGGCCUCCAACUGGACUCCACCCUAUUGACCACAACUCUCUGGCUUAUUUCCUACAGCCAGUUCACAGUCCACCUCACUACCCAAUCGUCUAAACCACACUCCCUCAGUUUAGCUGCAAGGAUGCUGUGGGAGAUUGUGUCAAAUGCUUUACUGAAAUCAAGAUAGACCACAUCCACUGCUUUGCCACCAUCUGUCCACAAUAUGACAUAUAUCCACAUAUGACAUCAUGUCCUCCAGGCCAGAGAGAUGCAACCCUGGAGAAGUGUUUGUACCCUAUGGACCAGUUCAUGGUUUCUCUUGUAAGGCCUGCUUUGCUCUCCUGUAGUACUUGGCCUUCUUUGCCUGAGCCUUCAUGAUUUUUCAAGAUGGUCGCAGUAUAUCUAUGCAUUAAAAAAACCUUUGCGAGGGGUUUCCUCAGCCUCUCUCUGGUGUGCUUUGGAAAUAGGCUGAAUAGAUCACAGAAAAAAAUAAGGUAUUGCUUUUAAAGUGCAUUCCUUCUUCACAAUACUUGCUUUUCUUCAGAUAGCACAGUAACUGUGACGAUAGAAGGGGAAAAUCACCUCCAUUUUAUCCAAAGAGAAGAACAAGCUGUCUGGGUUGGAGUUGAAUCUGACAUGUAAUCUUCUUAUCCGUAGAAGGUGGUUUUGUUUUACACAAUUAAGUUUAUUUUGCAAUACCGUAGCUUGAGAGGCUUUUCUGGGCUUUGUUUAUCCUGGCUUUAGAGAAGCAAUCUGUGCUUUGUUUCUGAUAAAUUUCUCUUUGUGUUCAGUUAUGACAGAUACUCCUUUGAAUCGACUGUACAAAAAUACUGUAGCAGCAGAGCAAAGAUCUAACUGUAUUUAUGUCUAUAUUCUGUCUUUAAACAUGAACAGCUGUGCAUACAUUCAUCUGUCUCAUGUCUGACUCUGUUCUGCCAUCCAGAACCUUUUCCUUUUAAUAAACAAAUGUUUCCUCCUUUAA
Molecule: messenger RNA, 11922 nt
Organism: Columba livia (rock pigeon)
Lineage: Eukaryota; Metazoa; Chordata; Aves; Columbiformes; Columbidae
Gene: ADAMTS20
Product: ADAM metallopeptidase with thrombospondin type 1 motif 20
Exons: 39
Coding region: 367-6102 (1911 amino acids)
Biological process (GO): proteolysis; extracellular matrix organization
Cellular component (GO): extracellular matrix
Molecular function (GO): zinc ion binding; metalloendopeptidase activity
Source: RefSeq, a predicted model, not a curated record